Messenger RNA from Nymphaea colorata (pocket water lily), 3116 nucleotides. RefSeq names its product protein EARLY FLOWERING 3-like. Bases 380 to 2746 code for a protein of 788 amino acids. The record is from RefSeq and is a predicted model, not a curated record. Gene Ontology annotation, biological process: regulation of photoperiodism, flowering. Lineage: Eukaryota; Viridiplantae; Streptophyta; Magnoliopsida; Nymphaeales; Nymphaeaceae. The transcript has 4 exons.
CUGGAGUUGCUUAAACAGUGACAAGACAUUUUCUUUUUCUUCUUUCAAUGAAAAUACGAAGCCGAUAGUCUCUCGCUUUCUUCAUCUCUCUCUCUCUCCCGUUAACAUGGGGCCCAUGUUACAUGCUGAUACUUAAUUUUAGCGCGACGUGGCCCACAGCCAAGGGCCCGUCGUCCCACGCAUCCACCUCCUUCGUAUCUAUCUCUCGACGAUGUCGCUCUUUUCCCUCCUCUGCUCUCUCGCUCUCAUUCUCUCUCUACCUCCCCCUCUCUCUCCCCAUGCAUGCUCCCUCUUGUGGUUCUCGUGCUGUCAUGGGAGCGAUCGGUUCCCUGUUACCGGUUAGUCUCGGUUAGCAGGCACAGAAAGCGAGAGAAGGAGAAUGAAGGCCGGAAAGGACGUGGGGAGAGAUAGUGAGAAAUCGAUGGACCCUCUCUUUCCUCGCCUGCACAUCAAUGACGCCGACAACGGCGGUCCGAGGGCUCCUCCCAGGAACAAGAUGGCGCUCUACGAGCAGCUCAACGUCCCUUCCCACAGGUUCGGUUCCUCACGUCCGUCGGCGCCGGUUCUGUCUCGCAGUGAUGGCGGCCUCUCCCCCUCUGGCUCCAGCCAGGGGGCUGGUCAUGAUCGAAGCAUCUCUGCAUCACCUUCGGUCCGGCGGACUCCGGCUUUUUCGACUGACAAGGCGCAUUCUUGGUCGUCUAAUGGGUUAAAUACUAAUGUAGCAUCUAGUAGUAGAGAAUCAAAGCUUGCGAAGAACAUCAUUUCUAAAGCUUCGAAUAUAACUAGCCAGCUACCAGAAGCAGCCACAUGUGCUUUUCAUCCUCCCCUGGUCUCUAAAACAGGCGAUUCUGGUGGCUGGAAACUCAGAGGCAAAGAUGAUUGUGCUGUCUUAUGUGCCAACCGAGGAAUUGAAUCACGUCUGGAUGAAGGGAAAGUAACUCUAAAUAAUCCUGCUUUUUCUGGCCAUUGUACUUCUAAUAUACCAAGUACUUCCAAAAUGCAUGUAAUUGGUGGUUGCUACUCCCGGCUUAACAUUGCUGAAGGCCAACUAGUAAAAGAAUCAAAUGUUGCCGAUCCGAAAUCAAGACAUAGUUGUGUAUCAGGAGUGGGUCAUGGAAAAUGUUUAGCUGAAGGAAAGACAAGUGGAAUGAUACAAGUAGUUGGCCCCAUGAAGAAGAUUAGAUCAUCUCCGAAUACAGAACCAGUGGAUUCAGAACACCUUGGGCAUAUGAAGAGCAUGCCAAGUCAAGCCUUCAUAAAUUGUUUCCUAAAUGAUGUCAGUAAUGUAUGCAAGUUCAGAACAUUCAUCCGUCAAGAAUCUACUGCUGGAUUAUCAUCAGAUGAAAACGGACACAAUGGUGAAGUUUCAACUAGGGAUAGAUGGAAUACAGAUGCUGAUGCGAUGAAGAGGGAGGUCUUUUUGAGAAUAAGAAGUAAACUCAGCUCCAGAGAGUUGGCUGAAAAGGCUAAUGAAAACCCUAUUAAGAGUACAUCAAACAGAAAUGUGCUGCCAGAUGAUAGGACCAGAGCUGAUGAUGUGUCUGAGACAUCCAUGAUGGGCUCGAGUUCCAGCCUAGAAGUAUCUCCUGAUGAUGUUGUAGGUGUCAUUGGUCCAAAGCAAUUCUGGAAAGCCAGAAGGGCGAUAUUGAAUCAACAGCGGAUGUUUGCUGUUCAAGUGUUUGAAUUACACAGGCUAAUAAAGGUUCAGAAAUUUUUAGCUGGGAGCCCUGAGUUUCUGAUUGGUGAGGAUCUGAUAGCUCCUCUGGAAAAGAUAGCAGCCGGUAAAGUUCUCCCUGGUUCCAGCUAUGAGUCUGUACCGCUGGAGCCAACCAAUAAACAGAAAGAUGGAUUACCAAUAUCAAGCGAGACUAUCAAAUGCUUAUCUGAUAAUCCUGAGAAGCCUGCUUCGUCUGUCAAUAACAUCAUGAAUAAAAGAUCUGGUGGUCAAGAACCAAGCCAUGGAUGCUCUGAUGGUAGCCCUUCCCAAUGUCACAUCACCACUGAUAGUAGAACCACAGCUUGGUGCUUUCCUCCUCUGGGUAGUCAAUGGCUGGUCCCUGUUAUGUCUCCUUCCGAGGGACUUAUCUACAUGCCCAUCACUAGUCCAUGUUCCCCAACUGCUGGUUUCCUUGCUCCAUUUUAUGGUGCCUGUGGCCCCCUAAGUCUUCCUGCUGUCGGUGGGGAUAUUGCUAAACCAACUUAUGGAUUACUGCCAUCCCAUCAGCAAGGUAGGGUUGCCAUUUUAUCAAGUGCCCCAAGCUACUUUCCGCAGGGCCUUCAUGUUGUUAACCCGAUUGCUUCUAAUCCCAAUGCUGGUGAACAAGCUAGUACACCAUCUGUAAGCCGAGUUAGUGGUCAAGCUGAGUUCUCUGCUGCAGAUGUCAAUAAAAGCAUGCACCCCCGAGGCUCCUACUAUGUGUCCAACCAGAAAGCUGAUGCAUUGUCCUGUCAUAUCUGGACCUUCCAGGCCUCCAAAGGCAGUGACUUCAAUGGAAGCACUUCCAGCAACCACUGUGAGACGGAUCAGGAAGCUGCAGGUCAUGCAUCCAAAGGAAGGGACUCGUUGCAUCUGUUCCCUUUAACUUCAGCAAUGGAGGGGAAAUCCAAUCAGGAACAUGAACAUAGCAAUCAGCAUAAUCACAGCCAGGUGAUCAAAGUCGUGCCACACAAUGCUAGAUCUGCAUCAGAGUCUGCAGCAAGAAUAUUCCGUUCAAUCCAGAAAGAGCGCCAACCAUAUGAUUGCUAGUGACCUUUAUUUCCUAUGGCUUCUGGAGAUAUAUUUUUGGUUCCAUUAGAUGUCUCACUAUAUCCUUUCUAGGGAAUGUGUGAAUAAUGUUAGCCGGUGUAGCAAUGUUGUUACAAAUUACUUGUGUUACCCUUGGUACAAUGUCUGUCUCAUUGUUUGUGAUAGAAAACAUAGAUGUGAUUUAGUUAUCCCGGUUAUCUGUUGCAUUAACUUAUCCACCAAAUAUUGAGAUUCACGUAAAGCAGCACAAGAUUUUGUUAAUGAAUAUGCUUGUCAGUGAGAAGCUUUUGAUCUUUUGUUUCUCGCAUCUAGGUUCUUUCUUCUUGUUAACAAGUCACUUUGUUUGUAAAUGCAUAUGCCUGUUUUCUGC